Molecule: messenger RNA, 1092 nt
Organism: Aspergillus fischeri NRRL 181
Lineage: Eukaryota; Fungi; Ascomycota; Eurotiomycetes; Eurotiales; Aspergillaceae
Exons: 4
Coding region: 1-1092 (363 amino acids)
Source: RefSeq, a predicted model, not a curated record
AUGCGAUCCCUUCUCGUCGCCCUUGUGACCUUUCUAAGUGCUGUCGGCGGACUGGAAGUGCCUUCCUUUGCGCCACCGAAAUUCCCGGCCAGCACUAUCGAUAAUGAUGGAACUCAUGCCGGUCGCUAUGACGUCCGCAAAACCAUGGUCUGGCUUGAUGAGGAGAAUCCUGACAACUUGAACAGCUACUUCUUCCUCUUCUGGUUGACCACGGUGGACGGUCGCAAAUACCAUGUAACGUUAGCACCAAACUUUUUCCGUGGCAGCACCACCGGCAUCUUCAGGGUAGAAGACCUCCAGGAUCUCUCAUCCACUGGCGCGACGGUUUUUGCUCCAGGUACUGGAAGCACGGAGUUUCUUGACUUCCGGUCGGAGAUCCAGAAUCUGACCAGCCCUCGUGGAUCCGACAAUUACACGGACUUGACUAUCUCCACCAACUAUGCUGGGGUGCCGCUCAAUGUACACAUUACCCCAACCGGCAAAAACCUGUACGUUGGUGGAGGUGGUGGGAUUACCCUGUCGAGCGAUGGCAAUGACUUCCGGAGGGUCAUACCCGGGUACUCCUGGUACUGGGGCAACCCCACCCUACGUCUGAAUGGCACGCUAACCGUCAACGGCGAGGAAAUUGCAAUUGAUUGUGAUCAGUCCCGAGGAUAUUUUGAGCGUCAGUGGGGCGAAUUCGGGAUAUCCGGUGGCCAUUACGGAUACUGGCUCUAUCUCUCGAAUGGUUUGAUGAUUCAUGGAUGGGUCGUAGGCCCUACCAUAGAGCAGCCCUUUGGUGUCCCAGCCUGGGCGACUGUCUGGCAUCCCAAUGGCGUUCAUGAAGUUGUGGAAGUGGGCAAGAACACCACGGCAUUCGAUGUUUGGAAAAGUGAAUAUAGUGGAUUGGACUAUUUCAAGCAGGUUAAGCUGGAUAUACCGACUCGUCAAGCGGGAUUCAAUAUCCACCAGCUGAUAAGAGAAAGUGAGCUCCGCCCGCUUUCCGGCACUGACGGGUAUAACAUCAGCGAAGCAUAUGCUCAAGGCGAAGGUGUCUGGGAAGGCGAACAUGUCACUUUUUUUGGACAUCUCGAACAACUUUCUUACUGGUAG